GGAGCAGUCAGAGGCAGUGCCGUGCACAGAAGAAGCUGCCCACAGCAGGAGACGGCCCCGGCAUGGAAGCGCUGCCCGUCUACCAUGGGGGCAUCACCCGUGAGGCUGGGGAGAAGCUGCUGCUGGCAGCGGGCACUGAUGGCAGCUACCUGCUGCGGGACAGUGAGAGCAUCCCAGGAGUCUACUGCCUCUGUGUGCUGCACCAGGGUUACAUUUAUACCUACAGAGUGUCCAAGACAGAAACUGGGUCCUGGAGUGCUGAGACAGCACCGGGGGUCCACCGGAGGCUCUUUCGGAAAAUGCACAACCUCAUUUUGGCCUUCCAGAAACCCGACCAAGGCAUCAUAACACCCCUGCGGCACCCAGUUGUCAACCACGCGCAAGUCAAAUAUCCCCCAGGUACUUGUGGGUCAGAGGGAGCCUCGGCUGCGGCUGAGCAGAGCCCUCCAUGGCGGUAGGGAUAGAGGGCUUAGACUUGCUUGCAUCUUUGACCUGAACUAGCCAGCAGGGUGGCAUUGCCAAAAACAUGCGCUGACUUCACUACCGUGUGAUCGACAUGCUGGCACUCAGGCCUGUCGAUGUGAUGAGUAAAUGGAUCAUGAAUAUGUAUUCCUGAGGUGUCUGUCUGCCCCCCACCCCCCCGCCUUGUAGACACGAACCUUCUGAUCUGGCCGUUUUCUUGCAGCGUUCAUCUUUCAUAGCUUUGUGAUUAUUUUUCUUAGGGACAAAUGAAGGCCAUGACUUCCACCUGCAGCCAUCAUGAGAACGUAUUCCCAAGUGUGACGUAACCGUAUCGUCCAGUGUCUCCUCUAGUCCGUGCUCUAGAACAGAACAAUAUAUAUUUGAUAGUUUAUACAACUCCAUGAGUUUUCUUGUAACAUUUGCAUAAAUGUGUAUUUCGUAGAAUCUCUAGCUCAAAAUUUAGAAGUUUUAAGUUUCAGAAUGUUUUGAAUGUAGGUUUUUUCUUUUUAUUUUUGUAAGAAUGGAUAAAAAGUAUCAACUACUAAAUACUGCAAUGUCUUUUUUCUCUUUGUACUCUCAAGUACACAAUAUUUUUCACUUCAAAGUUAGUUCCUAAUUAAUAAUUAGUUACUAAUUUUACAUUAUCUAACUUAGGGCACUUCUUUGCUUUGUUCUGGUUGGCAUUUAUACAGAAGUGGGCAAGUCCCAUUUUAAAGCCUUAGGAAAAUAGCUUACAUUAAGAUGUUCUUGCCUUGGGUAGGCCGCGUGACUGUCAUUCACACAGUUCCUAAAGAUAGCCCAGAAGUGGCACCAUGAGGAUCCCUGAGGAUCGCCAUCUGAUUUCCCAUCAUACAGGCUCUCUGCCCUGUAACUCGGCAGAACUGGCCACCAGUGCCUGGCUGCACAAAAUCUGUGCAAUCGAAAGCUUAAGCAAUGUACUGAGUAACCGAGACCAACCAGUGAAGAGAACAUCAUCCUUUGC
Phalacrocorax carbo (great cormorant) is the source of this 1444-nucleotide messenger RNA. The record is from RefSeq and is a predicted model, not a curated record. NCBI's taxonomy places the organism in Eukaryota, Metazoa, Chordata, Aves, Suliformes, Phalacrocoracidae.